Triticum aestivum (bread wheat) is the source of this 859-nucleotide messenger RNA. RefSeq lists its product as uncharacterized. The coding region runs from base 14 to 859 and encodes 281 amino acids. The transcript has 3 exons. The record is from RefSeq and is a predicted model, not a curated record. Gene Ontology annotation, molecular function: nucleic acid binding. Lineage: Eukaryota; Viridiplantae; Streptophyta; Magnoliopsida; Poales; Poaceae.
GAAGGAGAAGGUAAUGAGACGAGUUUCAAAAGAACUGAAACCUUCAUUAACUGAAGCCAACAAGAAGGCACGUGUGGCGUAUUGCCUUGAGAAUUUGGAGCCAAGUUCAUUGGAGGACAAUCCCACUUUUAAAGCUAGUUUUAACAAGGUUCAUUUGGAUGAGAAGAUCUUCUACCGUACAAGGAAGACACAGAAAAUGUACUUGAGUCAUAGAGAGGAAGCACCAAAAAGAGAAUGCAAACAUAAAAACCACAUCCAGCAGAUCAUGUUCUUGUCGGCUAUGGCAAGGCCAAGGUAUGAUUCUCAAGGAAAUUGUGUGUUUGAUGGAAAAAUAGGUGUGUGGGCAUUUGUUGAUUGGGUGCCAGCUCAAAAGAAGAGUGCUAACAGAGGGAGAGGAGAAUGGGAGCUCAAGCCUUCAUCUUCGGUGGACAGGAACAAAAGUAGGGAGUACAUUGUGCAGUAUGUACUGCCUGCUAUAAAGGAAAAGUGGCUUGAGAGUGAUAGAUGGAACACCGUGUACAUUCAGCAAGACAAUGCAAGAACUCAUGUUUUAGCAAAUGAUCCCAUUUUUGCAAUGGAAGCGGCAAAGGGAGGUUGGGAUAUCAGAAUUGUAAAUCAACCACCAAAUUCACCUGACUGUAACAUACUUGAUCUUGGGUGGUUUGCCUCCAUUCAAUCUAUGUUCCAUAGGAAAAUGCCCAAAACCCUUCCAGAGAUUGUUCAGAAGCAUGCUCUCUGGCGGAGCGAUUUCACGACGAGGCUCGUCCGCGGCAAUGGGGAGUUCGAAAAGGAUGGGUGUGAGCAGCUGGGCACCGCCGGGUACGGGAAGUCGCAGCUGCGAAACUGCGGUGAAUUGUAG